CCGGCACUCGGGCGCGCGUCACAAGAUGCCAUGUGGCGGAGGGACCGAUACCGCGGGAGGACGCCUAAGUCUUCACUCUGAUCUGCGACUUGAAGGUUCCCGGAUCUGUCGCGCGCACCUCCUCACGACGUCCCCGACGUCCCCGACGUCCGACGUCCGACGUCCGGCGGCUCGCGCGCGGAAGCUCGCCGGGAGAAAUCGGAAAGGGUGAAAACUCGCGCGCCGAGAUUCUUCCGCGCGCGCUGGACCUUCCGCGACAUUUCGCGUGGAGUGCGCUCUCCUUGGAGUACCCUCCCAAUGGUGGAAGAGAGUAGUGCGGCUUAUUGUUUCGCGCUUCAUCCUCCGCGCAGUCUCCGUAGAUCUCGCUAGACGAGAGCGCGCCGUCGCAGCCUCUCUUUAUCUCCCUUUCUCUUUUGCGCGCGCGCGCGCGCGCUCGCACGCUCGCGCGAAAUCGCGGGUUUAUGUAUGCGCGACGACGACGACGUCUACGUCGUCACGCGUGUGACCGUUAUCGUCAAGACUAGACAAGAUUAGCGGCCGGGCAUUCUUCGCGUGGUGUGUUCGGGUAAACUCUGUUCUUCAGUUAGCCCUCCGUGAGAUCGAUCUCGAUUUUGAUUUACGACUGGUGUCCCCCCCCCCUCCCCCUCGGGGUUGUGCGCCGCUCAUCGUGCAAAGUGAAGAGAGAAAAAGGAACAGGAAUACAAGGCAACGGACAAGUAAAGGAGUAAGUCCUGAGUGACUUGAACGUGGCAAGAGAGUGAGAGCGGGGGUGGGUCCUUUACGGUUUCAGCGAAUCGGAGCAGAAGAUUUCGCAGCGCGCCCCGGACGGAAUUGACGCGGCGACCCGGAGACGACACGAAGAAUUUAAGAAGGAGUUAACGCCGACACUAUCAAACGCGUCCCUGUCUUCGUCGCGACACCGCUGAUUCAUUAUUCCAGCGAGGAGGGACAAAGAGAGGGAAAAGUAAGUCCGUUAUUGCGGCGAGUGGAGUGGAGAGCAAACACGCCGUCGGCGGCGGGUCAUCGUCGCUUGAUUCCGCUUCUGAGCGGAAUCUAACUUCCUCAUCUUUACACUCGCAAACGGCCGUCUGACGAUCUCUCGAGGGAUUCGUAUCUUCCGGCUAGCUCCGGCUCAGACAGAGUUGAGAGACGAGAAACCCGAGGAAAGCCGUGUAUCGAUCGCGCGAAUGUCGACGAGAAGUCGGGCGACCAGCACUCGCGGAUGAUGCCGCCUUGAGGACACCUCGGAUCCAGCGACCAUUCCGCACGAAGCGAUCGCGAGUCCGCAAGACCGCCGGUCGACAGCUUCGCUCGUGAUGAGCUCUCGCGAGGGUGACCGCGCGGAUGUUCCGAGCGCUUCGGGAACUGUCUCACGGCGAUCGAGGUGAAGUCAGAGCAACAGUGGAGCGGAGCGAAAGAUCUCCUCCGACAAAUCGCGUGAAAUGAUGACCCUCGUGACAGACGCGGUGCCUUACGGUUACGAGACGGUGACGAGGCCGCCUUACGACGGUUACCGUCAUCAUCAUCUGCACCACCACCACCACCACCACCAUCAUCGGUACCGGCGCGUCUACACGCCGACGGAGCCCGAGUACCUGCAGAGUUACGUCUCCAGGAGGGACACGGACGAUCGCGCAAGAAUCGUCGGCGGUAACAACGCGUUGACCGCGGCGGUCGCCAGUCCGUUGAACUAUCGCGAUCGCAGCGAUCGCAUCAGGUCGCAGUCCCGCUACACCCUCGACUCGGACGACGCCUCGUCGGUGAUAUCGGCAGACGCCUCGGCUGACCUCGAGUCCGGCUCCGCAGACGCCGACGAGACCAACGAGACCAACGAGACCGGCGAGACCAACGAGACGAGCGAGGCGAACGACGGCGAGUCGAUCGAGCACGUGCCGCAUCCGCACGUUUUAGACGCCGGCUCGCCGCACGGCCCGCGCAGAUGUCUCCUGUGGGCCUGCAAGGCCUGCAAGAAGAAAACGGUCACUGUCGAUCGAAGGAAAGCGGCAACCUUACGGGAGAGACGCCGCUUGAGAAAGGUUAACGAGGCGUUUGAGGUGCUCAAGCGGAGAACCAGCAACAAUCCUAACCAGCGUUUACCGAAAGUGGAGAUACUGCGCAACGCUAUCGAGUACAUUGAGAGCCUCGAGGCAUUGCUGCAAGGUAACCGACCCUCCGGACAUCAGGAUCAUCCUUCCACCGAAAAUAUGAAUGGAGAGUCACCGCAGUACGUGACGGACAGACUUCGGCAAUUUUCGGAUCCUUUGGCAAGGUUUCAACCAAUUAACGGUUUCGAGCAGGCCGAGACGUUGUCCGCGCAAAGCAACGGCAGCAGCUUGGAUUGUCUCAACAUGAUCGUGCAGAGCAUCAACGGGCCCCUCCAACCGCCCCCUGACGCUCAUUACUCCACGCAUCAUUGAAGUCUGCACGGUACCGAUAUUUAAUUCUCUGUCGGGACGGCCUCUUCUGUUCCCCUUUGAUUCUCACGACGGCGACUCACGACGCGACGCUCACGGUGCAUCUCUCGAGUGAAUGCAUAAAUACAGCCAAAGACUCGGCUAUUCUCGCGCAGAAUAGCCCCGCCGCGUUACACACAGAGCGCUUCAGGAAUUGUCGAAAGUGUACUUUUAUCGAUCCGCGACUCUCGGGGUAAACGACCGCCAUUCGAAGUCGCUAAGUCGAUAAUUACGCGAAUAUUAUGUCUGAAAUUUAUGAUUCAAAGCCUUAGGGCGAAUCGAGUCUCAGGAGGGUGAGUAAAAAUCGAUUUCGAAACGGAACAUCGUUUUCUUAUUAGUCUCUACACCGAGGUAUUUCUUCUCCGACAAAGAUUUUCCUCCAGUUUGAUUUAUUUUUAUGGCGACAAACGACGAUUGUUUUCAAGAAAAUGAGGAAAAGUCGACUGUGAAUCUGAAGAGCUUCUAGUCUGAAAAGAGACGCAUACUACCUCUCUCUCUCUCUCUCUCUCUCUCUCUCUCUCUCUCUCUCUCUCUCUCUCUCUCUCUUCCUUUCUGAAACUCCGUGUAUAUUCUCACCGGCCGGUAUGCCGGACAUAUUCGCGCAAAUUUUCAUCGAAGCGAGGAUUACGGAUGUCGCGAGGAUUAACAAGCGCGGAAUAUUCGACGGAGUUAUGCAGAUAAGUUUGUCCGAUCGUUGUCGACAGAUCUAUGCGAGAUAUUGGAAGCGCCAUAAAAUAGUGAAAUAUUUUAUCUAUACCAAAGGAGAAUAUUUUUAGAGAUAAUUUUAACCUGUGCGAGCGGAGCACAGAUAUUGAGCACUUAAGAUAUAAGUAGGUACCACGCGGAGCAGGUGAGGGAACGUGAAAAUCCGCGGCAGGAGAUUGUAUUUUUAAACAAAUUUCAAAAAUCGAUUUCGCCGUUGUAAAAGUUUGGCAGGAAGUUAUUAUCCGUCAGCGAUUCUACAAUUAUCGCUUUUUAAGUGUCCAAGUCCAAGAAGUUAAAUCGCUUUUGAAUGAAAUUUUUGCAUUAGAAGGUAAUGAAAAUUUUUUAAUUAUUAAUCAGGAAUUAUUAUCAAUUAUUAUUAAGAUCGAGACACCAUCAGGAGAAUGUUUCCAUCUUUUCUCUCGAGUAUAACUAGAAACCUCGUGAUUCUAUCGUCAUUGAAAAAUUAUGUAUUUAAAUAAACCGCAAUGUUCGAAGGUAUUCAUCUAUUUGAUGUGGAUUUCUAAGGAAGAUUAAUCUUUAUACUUCUGCUUUUGUCAAUAGUCAAUCGUGGUAAAUGCGACAUGCGAAACGACGCAAGCGCCAAAAGUAUCAUCGGUCACGCUUUAAUCUUUAAUUUAUUUUCAGUGUGAUAUAGCGCGUAUUCCUUUCUUUCAGUAUUUUCACCAUUGUAAUUGCAACGCGCACGCACACACACACACACACACACACACACACACAAACACACACUCUCUCUCUCUCUCUUUUUCUCUCUCUCUUUUGUAUAGAACUUUUUCUUAAUUAUUCGAGGCCACCGUCGCGCCACGUUUACAUCGUUUUGCAUUUCCAAGCCCGAAAUCACGAGUCCAGUUUUCGACGUGGCGAAUGAUUGCCUUUCAAAAGUUUUACGAGAGACGUCUGCGUCUCUCGCUUAACGACUCCCACAAGAACAAAUCGCCAGACUUUUUAUGCGCCUACGAGUGAGCGAGCGAGCGAGUGAGCGAGCGAGCGGCCACAUUAGUGUGUCAGCGAGCUUUGUUGACACCGCGAUGAUGUAAAUAUGUGGAAUGAUGAAACAAUAAAGUGAGGAGUAACAGAA
Molecule: messenger RNA, 4254 nt
Organism: Harpegnathos saltator (Jerdon's jumping ant)
Lineage: Eukaryota; Metazoa; Arthropoda; Insecta; Hymenoptera; Formicidae
Gene: nau
Product: myogenic-determination protein nautilus
Exons: 5
Coding region: 1443-2417 (324 amino acids)
Biological process (GO): regulation of transcription by RNA polymerase II; muscle organ development; positive regulation of myoblast differentiation
Molecular function (GO): RNA polymerase II cis-regulatory region sequence-specific DNA binding; DNA-binding transcription factor activity, RNA polymerase II-specific; protein dimerization activity
Source: RefSeq, a predicted model, not a curated record